AUGAAGAUCACACAUGUUCUUUUCAUUGAAUACACUUAUUCAUUUGUUUACAGGGGCGCUAUUGGCAUCGCCUUUAGACCUUUAGACUUCGCUACCUACCUCCUGUUUAUUAUGAUAGUAAACAUGGUGUUUUACCUGUUGUUCUACCUCUUUAUGAAGGGUAUGCGUGGAGAGAAUGUUCUGUCUUUUUUGCUAUUGGGACUGACGAUCUUCCUUUGGGGCACAGCUGUGAGCUUCUUCUUGAAAACGAACAGUGGUUGGCAGGACUCGGCGGCUCGAUCCAGAGAAAUGAACGCUGACUGUUCAAUCAUGGGCUUCUAUGAUGCGCACGACAUCUGGCAUUUAAUCUCAGCGUUCGCCCUCUUUGUCUCCUUCGUUUAUUUACUUCUCCUCGAUGAUAACCUGGACCAGACCCGUCAAACAGAUAUCCCGGUCUUCUAA
Messenger RNA from Strongylocentrotus purpuratus (purple sea urchin), 441 nucleotides. RefSeq names its product SID1 transmembrane family member 1-like. Lineage: Eukaryota; Metazoa; Echinodermata; Echinoidea; Camarodonta; Strongylocentrotidae. The coding region runs from base 1 to 441 and encodes 146 amino acids. The transcript is spliced from 4 exons. The record is from RefSeq and is a predicted model, not a curated record. Gene Ontology annotation, cellular component: membrane.